Westerdykella ornata is the source of this 1052-nucleotide messenger RNA. RefSeq lists its product as uncharacterized. NCBI's taxonomy places the organism in Eukaryota, Fungi, Ascomycota, Dothideomycetes, Pleosporales, Sporormiaceae. The record is from RefSeq and is a predicted model, not a curated record. The coding region runs from base 274 to 942 and encodes 222 amino acids. The transcript has a single exon.
UAUGCACCUCGGCCUAGGGACUUUGGCAAGCCACGACAACCACUCUCCAAGUGCCGACCCUCCAAACGCCAUUAUUUCCUUCUUCCAUCUGUUUCCAUUACUCCUAACGCAGUCUCACGGCUGUACUCCGGAGCGUCAUUUCGUUGAUGGAAGUGGGACGCCAAAUUCGCCCAAGUGGUAAUUCAAAGCCGAAGCUUAUGCCAUGACAUGUGUGGCAGUACGGAGUAGUGGCGGCCUCGAUCAUGGUCAGGCACGGGGUUCUCGGUAGAUCAUAUGCCUUCGGAAGCAGCGAUCCGCCCGCUUCCAUCGACAUAUGUCGUCACCAGGACUCGUACUUGCACAAUGGAUGGAGUGCAAGCUUCCGAUCCAAAGAGUUCCUUACUGUGUAGAAUCAGAUCAGAGGAGAAUCCGCCGCUGGCUGAACCCGAAAUGUCGUCGCGAUUACAUCUUUCCGAGGGCCAAUUCCCCACUGAUAGCUCUCAUCGUCGAUGGAUGGUCUUGAUGCCCGGGAUAUCCGCAAACCGCGUCUACUUGGCGAGUUUUGCCUUCGAAAUCCUGCACAUAAUAUGCUACAAUCUCUCUCUGUCCCCUAAUCCAGGCGCGUGGCAAUCCAAUGGUGCCUGUUGCAUGUGCCAUGUUGUGUCCGCUUAUCCCAGCCGUGGUGGAGCUGCGUUCUCGGUUUCCCUAUGUGGUCACGGCCAUACCCUAGCCUCAGCCCUCCCGAACCCGUUCAUCUACAAGCAUAACCAACAGGGAAAUCUUCGUCUUUUCGCUUCCCUUCUCGGAUUCGGAUCUGGGCCGGCCCAGCCGCUGAUGCAAGCAGGGUUUAGGGACGCGGGAAGUCGUUGUGCCCCUGCAUUGCUCCCCUCUCGCCUUGGAAUUCUCCAAAAAAGCAUGAUGCUUGAAAUUUUGGGUUCAGGGAUGAGUGCUUCUAGAACCUGAAGACCAGGGUCAUUGUUCAUCGGCUUGUCAAACGAGUCGUGGUCCAAGCGACAAAUCUCUCCACGGCCCUCCGUCUACAUGAUCAACAGUCCGUAUUCGGCCAAUCUGAG